AUUAGAAAUGGCACCCUCAUCGAAGAGCAUUGAGUUUUUCCAAACUCCACGUAUUUUCUGGUUUAUUAUUAUACCAUUUGGUAUUUUAUUACUAGCGUUAUCUGUGUACUGCCCAGAUGAUAUACCUGGAGUAUUUGGACCGCUGACCACAUUAAGCAAGUACUUAGGGAAAAACCAUCAUGCUACAAUGGAGAUAGUAUGGAUAUUAUGCGUUUUGGCUCAUUUCCUGGAGGCAGCUGUGGCCGUCGUUAAAUNCAGGAAAAGCAACUUAACAAUGGGAUCCACGAUGAAGUGGUGGCUGCAGACGUUCCUGCUUGGCUUCCCCUCGCUAAGGAUCAUUCUUCACUUCCAGGCUGAUCAGCACAAAAAGUUACGCUAGCGCCUAUUGCCUAUCAUGUACACACUGUACAUUGAUCGAAAAUUCUAAAGCCAGAUGCCUUUAUUUCAUUUUUACAUAAAGCUGCUGUUUAUUUUUCUGAUAAUCUUAUUCCUAAUUGACGAAUUUCCUAUAAUCAGGCAAAUAAUGGUAUUAUUACACUUCUUACCAAAGUUAAAAAAAAAAGAAAAACACCUCGGGAUGUAAAUACUUAUAUUUUAAUUAAUAUAUAAUUUAUUUAAUUAAUAUAGAUGAAUGCUGAAUUGAAAAUGAACUUCACUGCCAGCACAUUUGACCACAUGUGUGUAGGUUCACCUGUUUUUACUGGCAGAAUUAUGAAUUAGGUUUAUAGUAGCUUUAAAAUUCCAGUAUUUAAUAGGUAUGAGAGAUGGAUAUUGUUUGCAAUCCAUUAAUUAUAGCCUUGUAAAGUGAUCCCAACAUUUUUUGAUUUUAUGGUGGUUUUACCAAUCUUAAACACUAAAAAUAUAUUUUAUAUAAUUAUAUGAACUUGAAA
Messenger RNA from Priapulus caudatus, 890 nucleotides. RefSeq lists its product as uncharacterized. Bases 8 to 379 code for a protein of 123 amino acids. NCBI's taxonomy places the organism in Eukaryota, Metazoa, Priapulida, Priapulimorpha, Priapulimorphida, Priapulidae. The transcript has 4 exons. The record is from RefSeq and is a predicted model, not a curated record.